CCAUGUAGGACAAUUUAAGUAGCAUCCCAGCGCUAAAUGACUGGCUUUUCCCUUUUGACAUUCUGUGGGCACUGUUAGCUAGCUAGCUGGUUUCUCCCAUAUUGGUUUGCUAGGUGGCAGCAGAAUACCUGUAACAGCGGAAUUUUUCACUUAGCUAGCUGGUUAACAAGAUGCUAAAUCAGAAGAAACGCCACUGAAUAAGAGCUAACUAGAAUUUCUGAGAAAGCUAUUGGGUCAGUGACAGUGGAAUACCAGUCAGGAUUUGACGGGUACUCUUGACAGAAGAAACCAGCUUCGUUUGCUCAUGAGAUAGCUAACGAUAGCUAGCACGGUUCAAUUAAAACAGCUAACGGGCUAACUCAAAGAUCCUAUGCAGCUGUAGCUAGACAGCUAGAUCAUUUGAAUAAUAAAGAAUUUGCAUUGCUAGAUGGUUACUUGGGUUUGUCUCUAAGUUAUUUACUUAGCUACAAUCGACAGUCAGUUAUAACCGCUGGCUAGCGAGCUGAUGUCUUAACAUUUUGUACGCCGUCAUUUGUAUUGUUUUUGUUUAGAUAGCUGUUCAUUAGCUAAUUGUCUGCUUGGCUAAUAUAAAUGGCUACAUGUAUCUAACAAGAUCUAUGACUGCGGAUGUCUUGUCAUUUUUUAGCUAGCUAGCUAUCGAUAAUAUUAUUGUUAUUAGCUAGCGCGACAUGGCCACACAAUACUGACUUGUGUUUCUAGCUGGAUGGCGGUGCGGGGUGUCUGAAGGCAGUUAGCUAUCUGGCGUAUUGAAAUUAAGAGGUCUCCAUGGGGAGAAGAGGGUGGAAGCUAUGAUAGGCAUUCAAAUGGCUGGCUGAUUGAUUUACUAGUUAGCAAAUAUUUUAUUAUGAAUUAGCUAGGUAAGAAGCGAUGUUAUAAUUUGAUGCAACUGUAAAUCUAAUGGUAGCCUGUCGAUCACACGGAGGUGCCCGUUUAAAAAGGUAUUUAUCUUAGGUCUUUGACAGUUAACCAGCGAAUAUUUGUUUGAAUAACAUCCGUGAAGCCAGCAGCCAAAUAUGAUGCUGAACUGUCAAGUAAGGUGUGUCAAGGUGGUAACGUGGCUAGAGAUGAUCUCGUUUAUUGUAUUGGCACAUAAUUUAGACAAUUAGCUGGCCAGCUAGCUAGUAUUUUAAUUGAGUACUUUGCUAGCUAGCUAGCUGGCGAGAUAAAUGACCGAGAUGAAACGUUGCAAAUCGGACGACUUCACCUCGGUUGUGGACAACAGCAGUCCAGCCGUGGGUAGGGCCGGAGAUGAAGAUACUCCGAGUGUGUUUAUCGUGGAGGUGAAACACGGGGACACCCCGGGAGGUAACCCAGAUUUAAGCAGCACCGCCCCGAAUCAGCACACCGCUUUGACCAGGAGCAAGCCCCCGGAUUUAAAGAAGAUCCAGCAGCUGUCGGAGGGGUCCAUGUUCGGCCAUGGGCUGAAGCACCUGUUCCACAGCCGGCGGCGCUCGCGGGAGCGGGAGCAGCAGAGCUCGCAGGACUCCGGCGCAGGGGCGGCGCUGGGCACCAGUGGGGCUUACUCGGACCAUGAGUCGGCCGACGAGAAGGAACGCUCGCCCGAGAUGCACCGUGUGUCCUACGCCGUGUCCCUGCACGACCUGCCGGCCCGGCCCACGGCCUUCAACCGCGUGCUGCAGCAGAUCCGCGCCCGGCCCUCCAUCCGCCGCGGCACCAGCCUGCACAGCAGCCGCCGCACCAAGAGCAACCCGGCGGCCGAGGGCCCCAAGGGCGGGAGCCCUCACCUGUCCCGCCGGGGCGCGCAGGACUCCUCGCUCAGCGUGGGCCCCCAGCACAGCCGGCCGCGCUCCUCCUCCACCACCGACACCGCGCUGCUCGCCAUCGACGCCGCCAUGCAGUGGGGCACUGAGGACCCUGAACGGGGCUCUGAUAAGCUAGAUAAAGGAGAGCUGAGCACACUGGGACUGCCCCCCACAGGCAGCCACGCCGGAUCUGACGGUAACAUCAGCAUGGACGUGCCGGACGCCGCUGAUCCGCAGCGCACCCGGGCGGCCAUUGAGCACCUGCAGCAGAAGAUCCUGAAGAUCACAGAGCAGAUCCGCGUGGAGCAGGAGGCGCGUGACGACAACGUGGCCGAGUACCUCAAGCUGGCCCACAACGCCGACAAGCAGCAGGCUUCGCGCAUCAAGCAGGUCUUCGAGAAGAAGAACCAGAAAUCCGCCCAGACCAUCUCCCACCUACACAAGAAGCUGGAGCACUACCACAAGAGACUGAAGGAGAUUGAGCAGAACGGUCUGUCCCGGCAGCGGAAGGACGUGCUGCAGGGUCUGAAGGAUGUCGGGGCGAAUGUGCGAGCGGGGAUCAGCGGCUUUGGCGGGGGUGUGGUGGAGGGCGUCAAAGGGGGCGUGUCCGCCCUCUCGCACACCGCCGUAUCCAAGCCGCGCGAGUUCGCCAGCUUGAUCCGCAACAAGUUCGGCAGCGCGGACAACAUCGCCCAGAUGAAGGACACGCUGGAGGACCCGCAGCCCGAGGACGCCCCACGCGCCCUGAGCGGCAGCGCCACGCUCGUCUCCAGCCCCAAGUACGGCAGCGACGACGAGUGCUCCAGCGCCACCUCUGGGUCCGCCGCCGGCAGCAACUCCGGAGGGGGCGGGGGUGGGGCGGGGCUGGGACCCGGCAUGGGGAGCCCCAAAGCCAACCUGCUGGACGGGCAUCACCACAUGCACAGCUCCUGGGACGUCCUUCUGGAGGAGCUGCGGGAGAUCAAGGCCAGCCAGACUCACCUGGAGGACUCCAUCGAGGACAUGAAGUCUCAGCUGCAGAGCGACUUCUCCUACAUGACCCAGUGCCUACAGGAGGAGAGAUACAGGUACGAGCGUCUGGAGGAACAGCUUAAUGACCUCACAGAGCUACACCAGAAUGAAAUGACCAACCUGAAGCAAGAGCUGGCGAGCAUGGAGGAGAAGGUGGCCUACCAGUCCUAUGAGAGAGCAAGGGACAUACAGGAGGCAGUGGAGUCAUGUCUGACUCGCAUCACCAAGCUGGAACUCCAGCAGCAGCAGCAACAGGUGGUGCAGUUGGAGGGGGUAGAGAACGCCAACGCCCGCGCCUUGCUGGGAAAGUUCAUCAAUGUCAUCCUGGCCCUGAUGGCAGUGCUGCUGGUCUUCGUGUCAACCCUGGCCAACUUCAUCACCCCGCUGAUGAAGACUCGGGAGCGCGUGGCGGCCACCGUGCUGCUGGCCCUCCUGCUCUUCUCCCUCUGGAAACACUGGGACUUCCUGGAGGUGUGGCUGCUACCCAGCUGACUGCCUGGCCCUGCCUUGUCCCUCCAGGCCAUGCCCCUCUUGUGGAAUUGUGAGGGCUCAUUCUGACAGACACAGAGAGACAUGCUGAAGUUAAGCAGAUCUGUUACAGAUGGGGGAAAAAAAAUGUGAAAAGACUGGCAGGGGUCAAAGCACGUUGGGCUGAGCAGGUUGUCCCCUGCCCGUGUGUCAGAGAACUGUGCUCAUUUCACUUCAACGCUUUCUGCCUUUCCUGGUUUUUGGUUUACAAUGUGCAGUUUUAUUUGUGGUUUUUUCUUUUCUUUGAAGACAAAAGACAAGUCAUUACUAAUGUUGGUCGACUUUAAUUUUGUUCCUCUCCUGGACCUGCCUGUAUUUGUGUGUGAGCUGACUGAAGCCAAAAUGAAACCGCAGUGAAGGAGCUGGAGAGAGGAGAUGGAGGGCUGAUGAGUAUUGCUGACUGUGCAUUGCUGAAUGUGUCAUCCUGCAGGAGAAAUGGCAACUACUAACACCGGCUGUCACCAUUGGUCAUUGCUGUAUUUAUUCGUUUUAAAAUGAUUUCUGUCAUCACAUGUACAGUGUAGUCAUUACAGUUACCAUGAUUCACUGCACACCAUAACAGGCUCUUAUCCACAGCCAUAAGAGCAUGAGAAGCUGUUUGAAUGUUGUUGUUUUGGAUUUUGGGGGAAUUAAUUAAAGGGCUUAGACUGUUCCUCCUUUUUUGUUAGUCCAAUAGCAUCAGUUACUGCACUAGAAGACAUAUUUCCUCCAAAGUACACGUUUUCAAAAUGCAUUUCUAUGUUUGCGGACUAGUCAAAAUAAGUGGCAGAAGGUGACACUCUUGGCCAAAGCACCGCGGGUGGACAGAGUGCAAUCAGGAAACAGGACUUUUUGUGCGGACUUUGGUCAUAAUUGAGAUAAUGUGAAGAAACAAAUAAACUUUACUAAAAUUCAGCUUGUGGAGAAAGCCUACAAACUAGCUAAUGACCAUCAAACAGAUUAAACAUUUAGUGACGUUAAACAUUUCAUUUGAUCGUUCCCAUGGAGAUACUCCCACUCUGCUGUUCCUGUGAUGACGGAAAUAAGUGCACAUAAUCUAGCCAGUUUGCAAAGCUUGUUUGUUUUUGUUU
This is a messenger RNA of Megalops cyprinoides (Indo-Pacific tarpon), 4393 nucleotides long. RefSeq names its product transmembrane and coiled-coil domains protein 2-like. Gene Ontology annotation, biological process: amyloid precursor protein metabolic process. The transcript has 6 exons. Gene Ontology annotation, cellular component: endomembrane system. Bases 1188 to 3287 code for a protein of 699 amino acids. Lineage: Eukaryota; Metazoa; Chordata; Actinopteri; Elopiformes; Megalopidae. The record is from RefSeq and is a predicted model, not a curated record.